Messenger RNA from Pyricularia oryzae 70-15, 594 nucleotides. RefSeq lists its product as uncharacterized. The coding region runs from base 1 to 594 and encodes 197 amino acids. Gene Ontology annotation, molecular function: metalloendopeptidase activity. The record is from RefSeq and is a predicted model, not a curated record. The transcript is spliced from 4 exons. Lineage: Eukaryota; Fungi; Ascomycota; Sordariomycetes; Magnaporthales; Pyriculariaceae.
AUGCAUUACACAUUUUCCUCCGCGAUUAUAAACUUUUUAAUCGCAAUUUCCACCAGUGCUACUAUUUUACCGGCUUUGCACCAACGUAAAUUUGACGUGGACGCCAGCCCUUCCACUAUUAAAACCGCCGUGCAAAUAUUGGCCGACGCCGCAUACUGGGAUGUUAAAAAGCAGUUUGACCUCAGAUUUAGAUAUUUCAAAACUUAUUCCCAAAACGAUAUCGACGCCCUUCAAAAAGCGUAUUUUAGGAUUGAAAAAACAUGCGACCUCGACUCUGACAAUAUUGUUUUCCGCUGCGAUCCUCCAAGUCACAAAUGUGAUACGUCAGCUGGUUAUAUCCCUUUGUAUCCCGCUGACGCAUCCAACAACCAAAUAUUUUUAUACCCGUUAUUCUUUAAUAAAUACGAAUUUCACGAUCUUGACAGAGGUCGUAUCCUCGUUCAUAAGACCUCGCAUAUUCCAUCCAUUCGAAAUAUUAUGGAUUAUGAUACGUAUGGAUUAUAUAAUUUACUAGGCCUUUUUAAAGAACUAAGCCUCUAUUACGCGGAUACCUUUGGCUGGUUCGCCCUCGCCGCUUAUAAUAAAAACUAUUAA